AUUUCAAGCAGGGGCAAAAUAACAACAAUAUCUUAACAGAAAAUCUUAAUCGGAAUGCAUCUGGUACUCCACCUUACAGUAUGGACUUCGAUGGUAAUGGCUAUCAAUUUACCCGACAAGGAGGCUUUGUACCAAACGGCUAUUUUGGCUACCACAGAGGUCAUUGUUAAGCAGAUGGAGUUGUACAAUUAUGGAAAAGCUCUCAGCUCUCAAGUAAUUACGGAUAUUACCAAAAAUGUGACAAAGUCGAUUUUUUCAGGCAAGACGAUUAAGGAAAUGCUAUGGCAAAUGGUGAAAUGGUGUGAGGAUAACAGUUCAACCGACAUAUUUCAGAUUAAUUAUUGCAAAAAUCAGAGUAAUCGAGGUGAUAUCACAGCUAAUAAUAAUUAUGGUGACUUACAAUAUUCUGAUGAGGCCUAUGGCGACGAUGCCUACAACGCUGUUACGGAUGAACAAACCGAUAAGCCAGACGAAAACGGCCCAGACCCAGAUUACUUAGAGUAUGCAAGGUUUCUGGCACCCGCAAAUAUUACUACAACGAAACAACCAACUUUUGUUUCCAAUACUGGAAUUCAGAAACCGAUUACAAUUACUGAAGAUAAUACUAAAUACGAUGGACUUCACAGUUAUAUUUGUUUAAUUGAAAACGCACACCUGAAAUGUUAUGCCUACAGAUAUGACCCAGGUAGAGAUAUAUCUGUUAUUGAGCCGAAGCCAUUGAGACGUUUAGUACCUUAUCGUCCUCAUAAGAAUAAGACUUCCACUACGCCAAAAAAAAGACGAAAAUAAA
Molecule: messenger RNA, 790 nt
Organism: Drosophila arizonae
Lineage: Eukaryota; Metazoa; Arthropoda; Insecta; Diptera; Drosophilidae
Source: RefSeq, a predicted model, not a curated record